Messenger RNA from Salvelinus namaycush (lake trout), 2316 nucleotides. Its product is annotated as pikachurin-like. The transcript is spliced from 13 exons. The record is from RefSeq and is a predicted model, not a curated record. Lineage: Eukaryota; Metazoa; Chordata; Actinopteri; Salmoniformes; Salmonidae. Bases 1 to 1707 code for a protein of 568 amino acids. Gene Ontology annotation, molecular function: calcium ion binding.
AUGUUGAUACAAAUCAGUCAGUUUAACUGUGGCACAGGCACUGCCCAGAUAGUGAGUGGGAGUCGGGUGGCACUGGACCAGUGGCACAGUGUCGUUAUCGGCAGGGAGGGUGCGAUUGGCUGGCUAAGACUGGACAAUGACACACCUGUGACAGGACACGCACAGGGCGACUACAAUAAGAUCACAUUCAGAACCCCUCUUUACGUGGGCGGCUCCCCUAAUGCUUAUUGGCUGGCCAGGACAGCAGGGACCAAUCGGGGUUUCCAGGGGUGUAUCCAGACGCUAAGUAUCAACAGCAGGGUGACGGACAUGAGGCCUUGGCCAAUGGGAUGGGCUCUUAGUGGGGCGGAUGUGGGUGAAUGCAGUGCCCGUGUCUGUGAAGGGGUCACCUGUGCCAAUGAAGGAACUUGCUUUGCCAGCCAUGCAGAUGGGUACAUAUGUCUGUGUGCACUGGGUUAUAGGGGUCCUCUAUGCCAGGAGAGCUUCCAGCUGGUGGUGCCGUACUUUAAUGCGUCUGUGCUGUCAUACGCUAGCGCCCUCUGGCCUCGGUCCUCCAGACACUACCUGUCCUGGAUGGAGUUUGAGGUGACCUUCAGGCCGACGGCUCCUGAUGGCAUUCUGCUCUACAGCCAGGACUCAGCCAGCAGAGACUUCCUGUCAAUCAGUCUGCUGGGAGGAUACUUGGAGUUCAGCUUCGACUGUGGCUCUGGGACAGCCACCAUCAGGAGUGAAGAGACGCUCACAAUGAACGAGUGGCAUCAGCUGCGUGUCUCCAGGACGGGCAGAGAGGGCAUCCUGCAGGUGGAUAACCAGAUGCCCACACACAGCCUGGGUGAGGGAGCAUUCACUCAGAUCAGGUGCAGCGGUCCUCUGUACAUCGGGGGCGUUCCAGAACACACCAAUCCCAGGACUAAGAUCAACGCUGGUGCUGCCCUGCUCCACCACUUCACUGGCAGUAUCCAAAAGAUCACUCUUAAUGAGCGCAGCAUCCGUCUGCCCCAGGACUUCUCUGAAGGGGUAAACAUAGAGAACUCCCUGCACCCCUGUGUAGACUCACCCUGUGCCAACAGGGGCACGUGCCGCCCAAAACAGGCCUUGUAUGAGUGUGACUGUCCCCUGGGAUACACUGGAAAGCACUGCCUACAAGUAACCGAGGCAACUGAGACUCCCCAGUUUAUUGGACGAAGCUACCUCGUUUAUAACAACAAGGACAUUUUAAAGAGGGUGUCAGGCUGCAGGACUCAUGUGUUGCUGCGCUUUAGGAGCUCCGCUCAGGAUGGCUUGUUGCUAUGGCGAGGCCACACUCCUGUGAGGGCCAACAGUGACUUUGUUUCUCUGGGCUUGGAGGACGGGGCUCUCAUCUUCAGCUAUAACCUUGGAAGUGGUGUUGCCAUAGUAAUGAUCAAUGGAACCUUUAGUGAUGGACAAUGGCAUCGGGUCAAGGCAAUCAGAGAUGGCCAGUAUGGGAGCCUGACAGUGGACCACUAUGAGACCAGUACAGGGAGAUCACCAGGCAACAUGAGACAGCUCAAUACCAACAGCAUGGUGUACCUUGGUGGAAUGAAAGAGGUUGGCUUGUAUAACCAUGGCCAGUACUUGUGGGGCCUGGUGGGCUGCAUUUCUCAACUCACCCUCUCUACUGACUACCACCUGUCUCUGGUGGAGGAUGCAGCCGCUGGCAAGAACAUCAACACAUGCAGGCCCUGACAGCUGCUGACCUCGUUUCCCUGGGCACUCAUUUACAGGGGGGACUCAUUUACACGGGGGACCAUGAGCAGACUAUAUCAUGUUUUAUAAUUAUGUUCAUAUUUACUGUAUGUCUUGGGAUGAACCCAAACACUCAAUUGAUGGUUAAACUUGCAAAUAUUUGAUUAUUUAUUGUUUUUUUACUGUAAAGAAUUUCCAUUGUUUUGAAAAUGUAUUGAUUUUUUUAAUGGGAUUCCCGUCUCAUGGACAGUAGAGGCAUGAAACAGCCUUCUAGAAUAUCUUUGUGCCUGAUACUGAGGUGGGGUGUAGGGUUUGUACUGUCAGAUACUGCUAUCCAGCUGUUUUGUGUAUUUAAUCCCGUAAUACAUGCAUUGUAUUACUUUACGUUCAUAUUCUUAACUCCUAUUAGUUCUUAUUGUUGUUGCAUUGUAGAGAAGGAACCUGCAAGUAAGCAUUUCCUUGGACAGUGUACACCAUGUGUAUCCUGUACAUAUGACGAAUACAACUUUCAACUUGUAUUGUAACCAUAUAUCUGUCAAAGGAAAUGUAUAGGAUGUAUAUGUAUUGCAAUAUGCAGAAGAUUUUCUGGAUGUGGAAAUGUAUACAAAU